AUGACCGACAAGAAGAACGAGGACUAUGUUGUUCAGAUGGGCAAUGACAACUAUGAUAAGAAUGAGAAGCCUUCUUUCCAGGCGCGAUCACCGCCUCCCGUAGCGUACGGCUCAAGUCCAGUCAGUGGCCUCGAACAGUUGGAAAAGAGCCCGCCCUUGUCUAUCUUGGCGUAUUGCUUGUCUUCGAUCAGUAUGACAGUUGUCAACAAGCAAGGAAAUCUCCAUGACAAGGCAUUGUACCCGUUUUUGACUUUGGACCGUGUCCUUGCGCCUUUCGACUCUGAUCGAGCAAGAAAAUGGUUCCCUAUCUCUCUUCUCCUCGUCGGCAUGAUUUACACCAGUACAAAGUCGCUUCAGUUCCUCUCUGUCCCCGUUUAUACGAUCUUCAAGAACUUGACCAUCAUUGUCAUUGCAUACGGCGAGGUCCUCUGGUUCGGUGGCAGUGUUACACCUCUUGCCUUGCUCUCUUUCGGUCUCAUGGUGCUGAGCUCGAUCGUCGCAGCUUGGGCUGACAUUCAAAGUGCCAUCAACGGUGACUUUGGUACUGCCGACUCAGCUGCUGCCGUCUCCACGCUCAACGCUGGUUAUGCCUGGAUGGGAAUGAAUGUUUUCUGCAGUGCUGCCUACGUGCUCGGCAUGCGCAAGGUCAUCAAGAAGAUGAAUUUUAGGGACUGGGACACCAUGUACUACAACAACCUCCUCACGAUCCCCGUUUUAGUUGUCUGCUCGCUUCUUACAGAGGACUGGUCCGCCUACAAUUUCUCUCGCAACUUCCCCGACGAUACCCGUAACAAGAUCAUUAUCGGCAUGAUCUACUCUGGCCUUGCAGCUAUCUUUAUUUCAUACUGCUCCGCUUGGUGCAUCCGCAUCACCUCCUCAACAACCUAUUCUAUGGUUGGAGCCCUCAACAAACUUCCUAUUGCAAUCAGCGGUCUCGUCUUCUUCUCCGCCCCAGUCACUUUCGGCAGUGUCUCUGCCAUCUUCCUCGGCUUUAUUAGCGGUCUGGUCUAUGCUUGGUCCCGCGUACGACAAUCGAUGUCCUCUGGAGGAUCAUUGCCUACAGUGCGACCUACGAUGAGCGCGAGCGCCAAGAGCAACCGUGAUGCCAACUCUUAG
This is a messenger RNA of Fusarium subglutinans, 1116 nucleotides long. Its product is annotated as GDP-mannose transporter. Gene Ontology annotation, molecular function: GDP-mannose transmembrane transporter activity; antiporter activity. Gene Ontology annotation, biological process: transmembrane transport. Gene Ontology annotation, cellular component: Golgi apparatus. The record is from RefSeq and is a predicted model, not a curated record. NCBI's taxonomy places the organism in Eukaryota, Fungi, Ascomycota, Sordariomycetes, Hypocreales, Nectriaceae. The coding region runs from base 1 to 1116 and encodes 371 amino acids. The transcript is spliced from 5 exons.